AUGGCAUUUAUAGAUAUCCAAAAUAUUCCGCACUUCAAAUCGGUUAACAAUUCAGUUCUUCAGUUUGAUUUAAACGAGGCAAGUUCGUGUCAUGAUUUUGAAUUUUCUAGUCUUUUGACCUGGAUGCUUUGGAGAACUACCGAAAUGCCGUUUUUUCUUUUAAUUCCACAACAUAUGAGUUACCAUCUAAGGAAGGGGAAGACGAUGUGGCGGAUAAGGAAAUGCUUCCAUCAGGUUCAUCGUCUUUGAUCGGGAUGGUAGCAGCCCAAUCAAGGUAAGUAUUCCUAAGCCGUUUUGCAUGUCUUUGUUUAGAAUACUACGUGAGAAUUUCGAAUAUUUGAAGACUCAAGUCACCAAGAAGAACAUUGAGAGGACCUUAAGGGAUAAGAAACGAGGAAUGCAAUACGACAAAUUAAGACAUAAGGAAAGAUGCACAGAAUUUGAUGCGAAUGUUUUCAGAGGGAUUAUUCCUGUUCAGGUACGGGUCUGCGAUGACGCUAUAAAAUUUUGAUCUUAGUUGAAUCGCAAAGAAGGAGUAUACCGAUGGAUUGGUCGAUUAAACUCACAAAUCGAAGCCGAAAAGCAAUUUCGACAGCGGUUGAGGCUGCCCAAUAGACUUCCAAUAUUCUUAUCGGUGGAUGAAAAUUUCUUUCCAGGUAUGGAGUUGCUCAAAUUGCUGAUGAUUUUUUACUUCAGAAUUACCAGAGGAAGCAGUUCGGAUAGUACAAAACGCUUGGAAUGGUGGGAGUGAUACUGAAGUGUUUUCGGAAGAUUUUGGUGUGAAGAUCGUUCGAAAAGACCUUAAAACUCUGAAGGGAUUAAAUUGGUUGAACGAUGAGAUCAUUAACUUUUAUUUGAAUUUGAUUAUGAGGAGGUCGGAACAAAACGACUCGUUUCCAAAGGUGAGCCCGGUAGAACCUAGACUGUUAUUGUUUUAGGUUUACGCUUUUAACACAUUUUUCUUCGGUACAUUAAGCGACCGUGGAUAUGCUGGAGUAAGACGGUGGACUCGUAAGAUCGAUAUAUUUUCUUUUGACGUGAUCUUGGUGCCUGUACAUAUGGGUAAUCAUUGGUGUAUGUCAGCAAUAGACUUCACGAAGAAGAGUGUAUUAUAUUUCGAUUCGCUUGGAGGACGGAAUAACUCCUGUUUACGGCUGUUAGGGUUUGUUCAAGUUUGUAAUAUCACUCUCACUUGUCUUUAGAAACUAUUUGGUUGAGGAACAUCUGGAUAAAAAAAAGUCGAGUUACAGUGUUGCCGAUUGGAUUUUCGAUUGUCCUGCGGUCCCAAUGCAGAUGAACGGCUCUGACUGCGGAGUCUUUAGUUCCGUGUUCGCCGAAUUCGCAUCGAGGCAGUGUGAUUUCCAGUUCGACCAACGGAUAAUGCCUUAUUACAGACAACGCAUGGUAUAUGAAAUAGCCAGAAGACAACUAAUGAUAUAAAUAAAAUAUUAUCAAUAUCGUGCCUUAUUUAUUGCCUAAAUCGUUUGAAAACGAGUUGAUUAUAUAAUUUUUUCGUGUUAAUAAGGUGACCUGUUUUUAAGAUGGAUGAGAAUAUGGUAGUUCAACAAUUCCGAGCUUUCGUUUACGAUUCGAUUCAGAAUGGAACGCCACCAUUCGCGUUUUAUCAGCAGUUUAAUGAAGUAGCCAUGCACUUACAUUCCAAUCUCAUCAUCGAUAGAGUGUGCGAACAACUGGUUGAGGUCGCUCGGAAGGAUCACAAAGUACACCAUAUUCUCUACGAAUAUGUGGACGUAAUGAUUCAGAACGGGGUGUUCACAAUGAUGAAUUUCAUUCAACUGUUAACAAAAUUCAAUAACAUUCAUGUUCUGGAUGUAACUGUCUCAUUUAUCAGGAAGGUCACCGAUGAUUUGCGCGUUAUAAAGUAAGGUUAAAAGAAAGAAAGGUUAUUUUAGAUGCGAUUUUGAUGACGAAAAGGAAAGGCUGGAGUUGUGCUAUGUGUACAUUACGGUAGUCAAAUGGUUGGUUGAAUUGGCAUGUCUGGCUGUCAAGGAGAGGAUUCCGAAACAGUUAGUAUUACUGGAUGAAGUUAUCUAUUCUCUGACAUUCAUCUCCACCAACGAGUUUGCUCGAACGAUUAUGUAUUUUGUUUGUAUGGAUGACAACGGUAUUUAUUGCAAAGAAUCUUGAUUUUUUGUUUAGAAGCUUUGAUUGACAUGUUGGAAAACCUAAGCUCCAUUGAAGGGAUGCUAAGUAUAGACGAAACAGGUGACGGAAGUUAUGACAUCGAAUGUUCUACCCGCAUAGAGAGAUUGAAGCACAUGGUGGAAGAGUAAGUUGUUUGGUUCAGAAGUGCAAAUAUUUCUUAGUUUUUCGAGAAAGCCGGAGUUCUAUGUCGAUUAUUUGGAAACCUACCGAUUCGGUGCGAACAAGGUCUGUUUUUGUUGUUUUAUAUCAAGAAUUUUUAGUCAGAGCCAGUUAUCUUGUCCAUGUGCUCCAUUUUUUCGACCUUCCGUGUUUUGACAACCACAUCUGAGAUGGCUCAAUCAUUCAGAAAUAUGGGGCAGAUACUACAGUAUGACAACUUGAAGUUGGUCAGAGAUCUGUUACGCGGAUCUUUUGUAGCCCAACUGGAUGCCUACAGAAACAAAUGUCGGCCCGCAAUGGCUGAUGUAUUUGUUUUUUGCAGACUUCCAGAGAUUAUAGCGGCCUACAAGAACGAGUUUUUGGAUUCGAAACAAUUGUUUAAUUGUCUGUCCGAGUUGGCUGCAAACAAACCACUCUUUAACGGUGUCGAUCAUUAUCGACGCGAUGACACUUUCGCCAAUUUCUUAGAAUGUUUGCAAGGACAUAGACUCCUAGAAAUGGACCAUGUUGAGAGGCUUCUGGGUGAACGGUAGGUCUCCGAAAAAAGACUCAGUUUUUCAGACAUACUUCGAAAGGAGACAGUGAUCUCUUCCCAGAUUUUUCAAACCUCUCCAUGGAAGUCUCUACGAAUGAACCAAGGUAUAUGAAACUGCAGAGUGCUGUCGCCUUAUCCAAUCAUUUCAAACCUCUAUUCCACAGAGAAGAUGAUUCCCAAUUCAAAGUUGUCCUGAAUGAAUUGUUGGUCAAGAUGUCGGUGGAUCUAAUCGAUUUUUUAAUUGGAGUCUUGUGUUCCCGUGGAGAUUUAUACGACUUUUUAAAUGUUGUUGCAGAGUAAGUUGAAUCGUGCUUGUCGCAUAUUUUUUUUUUAGAAUAAACAGAAGUUGUCAAAGUGUUGCAAACGAGGACAAAGCCGGUCUUCAUUUCUAUGACUUGACUGUCCUCUUGCUUUUUCGAAUACGGUAUCUUAUUCCGGAUAUAAAGCUGGAGGAUCUCUGCGGGGGAAUUGAAGAUUCCUUUAUUUUUCAAUGGCUCAACAACUACAACAACGCCCUUUUCUCAGACAGACAUGUUGAACCGAACCAGCAGAUUAAGGAUCUGGCCACUGUAGCUUAUCAAUGUGUGAAACAAGGGACCAGUUUCUGGGGUCUUUCAGACAACUUUGGCUCUCUUCUAGAAGCAAUUCCGGUUCUUGGGGAAAUUGUUGUCAACGAUUUCUCCAAGGCUACUGAGUAUGAGAAGCCUGUUAUAGUUGAGAAACUGCUGGAAUCAUUUGGCGAUGUGAGCAGUGCUUAUGUUGUCUACGUCCAAUGGCUGCAUAUGAACAAGAGCCCCGAGAAAUAUGAUAUUGCGUCUGUUGUUAGGGAUAAUAUGAAAAAACAUUUGAAGAAAGCACACUCUUUGAAGGAUGAUAACACUUGCAAAAAGUAAGUAAGAAAAAAAUCGAGAAGUAUUUUUAGAUGGCGUUUGACUGAGGAAAGUUUGUCGGACUUGGUAAUAAACAUCGCUGAGGGGCCGCAGCCUCAUGAAACAACUUAUCCAGUGUUGAUUACCUGUGCCAUUGGUGACGUCAGACCUCUAAGAGUAAAAGAAGUAUGUUCCUGCAACAUGUUUUUAUCCUAUUGUAGACGCCGAACAUGACCAUGUUGAAAAAUGCAUUCUUCAUUGCAUCACAGAAGGGUUACAUUUGUCAGAGUGUACUAAAUUAUGUGGUCGAUUUGAACAGAAAGAAACGCUAUGAACGCUGGAUUAAGGUUUGUUUGUUCUGAUGUCUAGUAGGAUUUUCUUUCGUUUUAAAAAUCAAUUUUUAUAUAAAAACCCGUAGUUAACGACGACGAUGUUUGUAGUAUCUGUAAAUACAAAUUCGCCGGAAACUCAAAAAAAAAUCUUUGAGGACUUUAAAGCAGUGUUUUCGUGAAAUCAGUUUACAAUUAGCAAUAUAAAUUUUUUGCAGUGCUGGCUUCAACAGGUGUACAAGCAUGAGUCCGUUGAUGAACUUGAAGCCGAAGCUGAGCUCUGCUUUGCCGCUGCUCUGUCACUCCCCGCCGAAUGUUUUCUGCGUUUGGCCACUCUUUUAACCGAAGACAACAAUUUCUCGGCCCUCUCCGCGUCGUAUCCCUCAGGCUAUAACCAUAUUUGGGCCUUGGCUCGAAUGCUAGUCCGGGUUCUGUUUGUGUUGCCCUGGGUGAAACAACAGAACAUUGACGAGGCUGCUAAAUUCAAUGAAAGGAGACGUUUACGAAGGAAAAGACGAUCUAACAACUACCGCCGCAUUCCAUCGACCCCGGAUGCUGAGGCAUUGGGUCAAGCCAUUGAUGGGCUCGUGAAAAAUGUCAUCGAGGAGUUCGAUGUGGUCCUCAAGAAGACCAUCCUCGACCACAAGAAGACGUAUGCCAGUUGCUUCAUCAAGGAGAUCACGUCUUGCCCCCCAAAUGUUUUCCAAAAACAAAUACUAAGCCUCAUGCCUCAAGAAAUGGUAAGAGAGAGGGCUAUCCAUAUACGUCUUUGCAGUUCGUCAACACUAUAAAUCGGAAGUUCGACGACAUUCACAUAGCGGCCUUUUUGAAUACCUUUGGAAUGGAAGAUGAAACGAGUCGAAAGUUCUGCCUUCACAUUGUCUGUCUUCUAAGAAAGCUCAAUAAGAUUUGA
Bursaphelenchus xylophilus (pine wood nematode) is the source of this 4971-nucleotide messenger RNA. The record is from the annotation of a GenBank genome assembly. Lineage: Eukaryota; Metazoa; Nematoda; Chromadorea; Rhabditida; Aphelenchoididae.